This is a messenger RNA of Poecile atricapillus (Black-capped chickadee), 712 nucleotides long. It is a transcript of the gene CDIPT, whose product is annotated as CDP-diacylglycerol--inositol 3-phosphatidyltransferase. Lineage: Eukaryota; Metazoa; Chordata; Aves; Passeriformes; Paridae. Gene Ontology annotation, biological process: phosphatidylinositol biosynthetic process. The record is from RefSeq and is a predicted model, not a curated record. Gene Ontology annotation, molecular function: CDP-diacylglycerol-inositol 3-phosphatidyltransferase activity. Gene Ontology annotation, cellular component: Golgi apparatus; membrane.
UGGGGGAGGGGAAUUUUGGGGGGUCCCGGGGGGGGAUGGGGGGGGAGGAGAACGUGUUCCUGUUCGUGCCCAACCUGAUCGGCUAUGCCCGGAUCCUCCUGGCCGCCGUGGCCUUUUGGCUGAUGCCCUCCCGGCCGGGGCCAGCGGCCGCCUGCUACGGCCUGGCCGGGCUGCUGGACGCCGUGGACGGACACGUGGCGCGGCUGCUGGGGCAGGGCUCCCGUCUGGGCGCCAUGCUGGACAUGCUGACGGACCGGCUGAGCUCCCUGUGCCUCCUGCUGAACCUGGCGCUGCUUUACCCGCCCUGGGCGCCGCUGCUGCAGCUGGGCGUGGCCCUGGACGUCAGCAGCCAUUGGCUGCACAUGCACUGGUCCACCCUGCAGGGGAUGACGUCACACAAAGCCCUGGGGGGGGAGGGGCACCCCCUGCUCCGGCGCUACUACGAGAGCAGAGCGCUGCUGUUCCUGCUCUGCGCUGGGAACGGGUUCUACUGCUGCCUGUACCUGCUGCACUGGGGGGAGGGGCCGGCCGUGUUCCCGGGGGGUCCCGGCCUGGCCAGGUUGGGUUUGUGGCUCGGGGCCCCCCUGGCCGCCCUCAAGACCUUCCUGAACCUUCUGCAGCUGGGCGGGGCCUUGAGGGGCGUGGCCGCCCUGGACGCGGCCGAGAGAGCCCGGAAGCGCUCCUGACCCCUCCCCCACCCCCAAAAACCCCA